CUUACCUCCAGGGCUGAAGCUAAUUAUUGCUUAUUCGGGCCCCCUCAGAUGAGGCUCACUUCCUUUGCCACUUCAGCUCCUUAAAGUCUUUAAUAUUGCCUGCUAAUCCUUCUCGCCCGAUUUUGUCUUUGAAUACAAUACAGAGACUGAGGCAGCAUGCGUGACACCGGAGGAGGUUUCAACGAAAGAGAGGCUAAGCGACCCAAGUACGAGCCAGGCCAGGAUUUGCUGCGAUCAUCAGCACUGAAGGCAUUUACCCAUACCGACUACACAGUGGGAUGGAUCUGUCCACUACAGAUAGAGCUUAUUGCAGCUCUCGAGAUGUUGGAUGAGGAGCAUGCAAAGCUGCCGCAGCAACCUGCGGACCACAACGUCUAUCAUUUGGGUAGUAUUUCAGGCCAUAAUGUCGUUAUUGCCGGGAUGUGGCAGGCUGGAAAUCCUACAGCCGCAACCGUCGUUGCACAGAUGCGAAUGACAUUUCCCAAUAUCCGAUUUGGCCUGCUGGUUGGCAUUGGAGAUGGCGUCCCCGUUGUGACAGAACAUGGGAUGAUUCGACUUGGCCAUGUGGUGGUCAGUAAGCCAACAGGGCAGUCAUCUGGUGCUAUCCAAUAUGACCGUGGAAAGGCGGAAGAUGGUAUAUUUGUGCGAACUGGCGCUUUAGCUCUGCCACCGCCAGUUCUCCUUCUGGCUGCAGAUUCCCUAGGCGCCCAGCGUGCUCGUUCAAGAGAAGACCCAUUGCUACAGAACAUCCAACGUAUUGACACCAGCCUCCCUGGGCUGCGCUGCUAUAAAUUCCCCGGCAACAACAAAGACUACCUUUUUCCGGCCGAAUACAAACAUCUUCGUCCUCGAACAUCAUGCGAGGCGGGUCAAUGUGACCUAUCCCAACAGAUUUUUCGGGAUGAAGACGAGAUAUAUGCGGCAGAUAAGUGGAUUACCGUUCAUCGAGGCACGAUCGCUUCUGGGGAGGUCGUACUCAAGGAUGCCGUGAAGCGAGAUCUUCUAGGCCAAGAAAGUGGAGUUCUAUGCUUUGAAAUGGAAGGUGCUGGCGCAUUAAGUGAUUUUCCAUGUCUUGUGAUCCGCGGCAUCUCAGACUACUGCGACUCGCAUAAGAAUGACGAGUGGCAUGGCUUUGCUUCAGCUGCCGCGGCUGCCUACGCGAGGCAGCUCUUUUUUCACAUGCCGAUAGACAAGAAGCUAAGUCUAGUACCUGUUGACGAUCCUGGGAUAAAGAGGAUAGUUGGAAGAAGCGAUGACGAGGAACGACACAAAAUUGUCGAAUGGAUUUCAUCAACCAAUUACACAACCUCCCAAGCUGACAUUCUGUCUCAAAGAUGUGAAGGAACUGGACAGUGGCUACUAGACGUACCCGAAUUUGGUGAUUGGGUAAAGAAGAAAGGAAUACUCUAUUGUCCUGGCAUUCCUGGAGCUGGAAAAACUACAUUGGUGUCUAUCGUCAUCAACCAUCUUCAAGAGAUCUUUGCCAAGAAUCAACAAGUCGUUGUUGCGUAUAUCUUCUGUGACUAUCGAGAACAAUCUAAGCAGAAGCUGAACAACAUACUUGGAGCGAUUUUGAAACAGCUUGUCCAGCCAAUGGAAACCCUCCCAGAUGAUUUGAACAUGUUAUACAAGUCUCAUCAAGCCACUGGAUCAACACUGCAGAGGAAUGAGCUGACCGAGCUACUCAUUUCAGUCGCAAAUUACUACUCUCGGGUUUAUCUUGUCAUCGACGCAUUAGAUGAAUGCCCAGACUCGGAUGGAACACGGAGUACAUUUAUAUCUCAUCUACUCAAACUUCAGAAAAACUGCAAUGUCAAUCUCCUCGCAACUUCAAGGUUCAUUCCAGAUAUAACGGCGAGGUUCGGACAUUUCCCUUCCGUGGAGGUCCGAGCUAGCGAUGCAGAUGUGGCGUUGUAUACAGAGGGGCGUAUACAUGAGUUCAACUGUGUGCGAAAAAACCCAGCACUUUCUAAGCUUGUUGUUUCAUCCAUUACCAAGACCUCUGAUGGAAUGUUCCUCCUCGCAAAGCUCUACUUGAAUUCCCUGAAAGGUGAACCCUCUGUCAAAUCGAUCAAAUCUGCUCUCAGCAGACUCCAAUCUGGGUCAGGAGCAUAUGAUAAUGCAUACCAAAAGGUUAUGGAGCGAAUUGAGCAUCAAAUUGCUGGACAGGCAAGUCUUGCUAAGAGAUUGUUAUCGUGGCUUACUUGUGCCCGGCGCUCCCUCACUUUGACAGAGCUUCAACAUGCUCUUGCUGUGGAGACUGAUCAGAGCUUUUUUGAUGAAGAGAAUCUUCCAGACAUUGAAGACAUGAUCUCUGUCUGCGCUGGCUUAGUGACCUAUAGCGAAGAAAGCCAUAUAAUUGCGCUGGUUCAUUACACGGCAAAAGAAUACUUUGAAAGAGAAUGGUCUUCCUGGUUUCCCCAUGCCCAGGGUAAUAUAGGUAGGAUAUGUGUGACCUAUCUCUGCUAUGACUCGUUUGAAUCUGGAUGUUGCGAGACAUUGGAAGAUUAUGAAGAGAGGUGUCGUCGAUAUCCUCUCUACAAUUAUGCCGCAUCGAACUGGGGUUUCCAUGCACAAAGGCAACGCCUUGAUCACGAGCUUGUUUUUCAAUUACUGGAAAAUGAUAAAAAGCGAGCAGCAUGUGCGCAAUCUCUGAUUUGGUCCGAUCAUACCUACGGGAUCGAGUUUUGGAAAAUCCCCAAAGAUACCACAGCGCUCCAGCUGACGGUCGAGUUGGGCCUUCUCUACGAAACAGAGUACCUACUAAAAAGUCACCAUGAUGUUAAUGUCCACUCAGAUUUCUUCGACACUCCGAUUAUAACGGCCAUUAGUAGUGGCAACGAAGACUUGGUACGCCUUUUGCUCCGCCACGGGGCGUGUCCUGGCGAUAUGAGUGAUUUUGGAGCAACUUUGGUCUCCAUUUCAGCAAGCAUGGGUCAUGAGGCUCUCCUCGGCCUCGCCCUCGAACUGGGUGUAGAUCCCGAACUUGGUGACAGGAAUGACCGCAGCCCUCUCUCAUAUGCAGCGGAAAAUGGCCACGUCAAAGCCGCUAAGAUGCUGUUAGAUGCAAAAGCAGAUAUCGAAAGAAAGGAUAAAUGGAAUGGUAGGACACCCUUGGCCUGGGCAGCUGCCAACGGCCAACAGGCUGUUGUCCGUCUGUUACUUGAAGCAGGUGCUCGACCUGAUACUAAGACCACCGGAAGUGCGAUAUAUCACGUCGCGCGGACACCUCUUUCUCUCGCUGCCCAAAACGGAAAGAGAGAAGUCGUGGAGCUAUUACUGGAAAAAAAUGUUGAUCCAGACGAACCCGAUGCCAACGGUCGAACGCCACUUUCGUGGGCUGCCGGGGAGGGCCAUCUAGAUAUAGUCCGAGAUCUCCUCGCCGCGGGUGCAAAUAUAGAUCGAAUGGAUGCACCGAAAGAUGGGUUGCUGUGUUUUGGUCGUACGCCGCUGGGAUGGGCAACGCGCUCGUCCCAACAAGCUGUCGUUGAGCUUUUGCUGGAAAAGGGGGCGAAUCCUAAUUCAUUUACUGAGGAGUCACCAUUAUCAACUGCUGUCCAAUCAAAAGAUGCGCAGUUGGUUGAGCUGUUACUCAGAUAUGGAGCAGAUCCCAACCCAAAUAAUCGUCUGCGUCAUUCAGACAUUCUUGGAUAUGCCAUUCUUGUCAAGGACAGAAGGAUGCUAAGAUCUCUGGUGAGAUAUGGGGCCCAACCUGAAGCUACUACGACUCGUGAUGAUGCAUUAUCAUGGGCGGCUAGGAAAGGUCAUACCUUGUUUGUCGAAAUGCUUCUAGAAGAGGGUGCUGAUAUCAAUACGAGAGACCCACAAAGUGGAGAUACUCCCCUAUCAUAUGCUGUGAUAAACAAACACGAGGAAGUCGCUGCACUCCUAAUCGAGAAGGGAGCUGGUGUUGAUGUCCAAGAUUGGAAUAACCAAACAGCAUUGUCAAAGGCAGCAAAACGAGGAACCACAAACGUGGUCACGCUCCUGCUUGAGAGAGGCGCAAAUAUCGGAUCCAGAGAUAACUUCGGCCAGACACCACUUUUUCAUGCCCUCGAGCAUGGGAACGAGAGAGUCGUUGAGCUUCUACUCGAGAAAGACCCUACUCUAUUCCACAGCCGCGAUGAGGUUGGCCGUAGUGCUCUCUUGAUUGCUACAGAGAAUCGACUGGAGGCAGUCCUGCGGCUUACUAGAGAGACCCAAGAGCAUUCCGAGAUACUUACUAGGGAGCUGGGAGCCGUUCUCCGCACCAUAUCCUCGCCACAAUACGAUCUAACGCAGAGCAAGAGCAGGAAAUUAUUUCUAUGGGCGGCUAAAUAUGGUCACAUGGAGGUGAUUGAAUUUCUAGCGGGAAAAGGCAUCAGUUACGUCUGCGAAGAUGAGUUUGGAACAACAUCUUUAAAUUUGGCUGUCAGAAACAGCCAAGCUGCUGUGAUCGAAUUUUUACUGAAGGAAGGUAUUCAGCUAAAUACGGUAGAUGGUUCAGGCUACGCUCCGCUUUCAUGGGCUUUUAUCGACAAUAAUGAUACCAUCGCUUGCUUUCUAUUGUCAAAAGGUGCAGACCCUCAUAAACCCGUCAAAAUUAGACCAAGUCUGAAUGCCGGGCGUCUGAAUUCCCCUUUAUUCUUGGCUGUCAGACGAGGAUUCGAAAGAACUGUUAAACUCCUUCUGCAAAUGGGGGCCGAUCCAAACUCGUCUAUCACCGUUGGGUCACAGUUUGAUGUAUUGUCUCUGGCACAAUGUAUCCCUGGGAGUGUCUUAUCCACUGCUGUAGGCAAUGGAAACUACAGCAUCGUCGAGGCGCUCUUAGAUCGCGGUAUCGAUAAUGGUCUCUGUCAUGAUAGCCUUAUCUUGGCAAUGCAGUUCCGCGAUACGCCGCUUGUUUCUCUCAUCAUGCGAAAGGGAAUUCGGGAAAAUUGGCUAAUUGAAGAAUAUGGACAAUCUGUCUUGUUCUGUGCAGUAUUUUUUGGUCAUAUUGAUGUGGUGCAAAGCCUGCUGGAUGCAGGCAUGGACGCCAAUACGCGGCCCACAAAGCGUUCUAUUGACUUUCCCCGAAGAAAUAGAAGGAGGGGGCAGCAUUGGGAGCAGCGUGCGGGUGGAAAUGUCACUCCAUUGCGGUUUGCUGCGCAGGAGGGUCACGAGGCGGUCGUUAGAGCCCUUCUGGACAAGAAAGCGGACCUGGAUGUCGGAUCACCAUUGCAGUGUGCAAUCGAUCAUGGCCAUGCAACAGUGGUCGAGCUCUUGUUGCAACAUGGAGCGAGGAUGGAUAUUCAAGAUCGUGGCUCUCUUCUCUUGCAAGCCGCCCGAAAAGGUCAUCAUGACUUGCUCAAAUUUUUACUCAGAAAGGGUCUCCAUUCGGAGUCAGAAGCCUCUAAUAAAGGGUGCUUAGUCCUUGAAGCGGCCUCAAACAAGCAUAUUGAUGUCGUUCGUGUUCUCCUUGAAGAGGGGAUAGAUCCAAAUUCCGUCGAUAAGAUCGGUCGAAAUGGGUUGAUAUUGGCAGCAGAAAAAGGACGACCCGACAUCGUGGAUAUUUUGCUUGAUUACGGUGUUAGUGCGAAAUCUGCAGAUUAUCUUGGACGCACUCCGUUGUUCCUCGCAGCAGUGACACGGAAUGUUCCUGUUGUUAAAACUCUUCUUGAAAAAGGAAAUGCGGAUCCGCAAAGCACGACAUGUGCUGGACGUUCCCCCCUGUCCGUGGCCCAUGAUUUCAAGUUUCACGAAUUGAUUUGGCUUCUAAACGGAAAGAAAAACGGGAGUUCCUGUCCUGAAGAGCACAAUUUAGGUACACCUGUUGAUAAUUACUGGAUCUGCGAUACUUGUGAACGCCCUCUCUCUGAGAUGGAGUGUUUUUCCCGCUGUUCAAUUUGUCAAAACUGCGAGUACGAAAGUCCAUUGCAUGUAUGCAUGGAGUGUGUUGCUGGGCAGUUAGGCUGCUAUGAUAAGUUACAUACCUUGGAGAGAGUGGUUUUAAUUGAGGGUAGACCGAUUACCAUUGACAAAACUUCCAGGUGGCGCCAGCAUACAUUGCCGUUUCACCCUGCUCCUAAUCUGCCACUAUAAAAUCAGUCUGGAUUAGCCUCCUUUGAAUAUAUCGCGACUAUGUAGUACUUGAACAAACUUAUGGCUCUCUGUUUCUACUCUCAGAAGACUAUACACCUAGAUAAACCAGACAGGCUCUUUUGAUGCAGGUUUAUAUAGCAUCGCUUCUACUUCGUAAGCCUCAAACUGCCCCCUUUGUAGCCUGAUCGUUACCCUCAGUCAUCAUUACUUCUAUGGUCGAGGCAUUUGCCCCUAUUUACCUCGAAGGAAAGAGUAUUUAUCGACCAUUUAUAAAAGGCUUUCAAAGCAAGAAAUUGGCUUAUAGCUCUUCCUAAGAGACUACGUGGAUGAUCAACUCAAUUAAAGCAAGGUUUCAAGAGAUCUAAUCGAGAAGCAAAGAGCUACUUGAACAGUCAC
Messenger RNA from Paecilomyces variotii, 6456 nucleotides. Its product is annotated as ankyrin repeat-containing domain protein. Gene Ontology annotation, biological process: nucleoside metabolic process. Bases 157 to 6060 code for a protein of 1967 amino acids. The record is from RefSeq and is a predicted model, not a curated record. Gene Ontology annotation, molecular function: protein binding; ATP hydrolysis activity. NCBI's taxonomy places the organism in Eukaryota, Fungi, Ascomycota, Eurotiomycetes, Eurotiales, Thermoascaceae. The transcript is spliced from 3 exons.